AUGUCUUUUCGGCCGCAGACAACGCCAAACGUUCUUCAAGACGUUUGCGAUACCUCGAAUGAUCUCCACAAGCUUCUACCGAGUGCUAUCGCCCAGAGCAAAGCGAGCUUUGCUGAGUCCACUCCUACGCUAGUGGCUGUUUCCAAGUUUCAAAAACAUGGUGAUCAGACGCAACAGGCACUUGAGGAAGGUUCCUCCAUAUUCGCCCCAACAAGCUCGAAAAACGUCACUCCCUCGUUGAGUAAGAAUAACUACCAGAAAUUUUGCUACAGACACAACCCGGAGGUGAAGAGAACCACGAGAGUCGACGAAGACAAGAUGAGGCAGAUUCAGAAUUCUCUCGAGAAGCUUCCAAUCAGAGAACAGGAGGCAAUUAGCAACGUGUGGUCGCUUUUUUCUGCUGCGCCAAGCCAUCAUAGAACUCUGAUGCUUCAAGGAUUAUUGACCCAGUGUUGCUUUCCCCAGUUAUCGAUGCUUUCUGAGGAGGUGUCCUCUCUGAUUAAGAUUGACUUUAUCACCGCGUUACCAAGUGAACUCUCGCUGAAGAUCCUUUGUUAUCUCGACUGUGCUUCGUUGUGCAAUGCGGCUCAGGUAUCAACCAAAUGGAAGAAACUAGCUGACGAUGACCGUGUUUGGCAUCAUAUGUGCGAGCAGCACAUCGACAAGAAGUGUCCUCAGUGUGGAUGGGGAUUGCCCUUAAUGCUCUUGAAGAGAGCCAGAGAGAUGCCCACUGCUCCCAGUGCUGCUGCUACUGUGGUGACGCCACCAGCAUCGGGCUCUGAAGCUGAACAAGAAACUACAGUGACCAAGAAGAGAAAGAACAAUUCUGGCAAAGCAGAACCUGCAACAGAUAUCGACAUGGUGGCGUCCUCUUCUUCUAACAGCCAGCAACAGGCGGUUCGUAAGACGAGGCCAUGGAAGAUUGUCUACAGUGAGCGUUACAAGGUGGAGAGGAAUUGGAGGAAGGGAAUCUACAAGGCCAAGGAAUUUCAAGGCCAUGAAGACGGUGUGACGUGCAUUCAAUUCGAUGACCAAUUUUUGAUGACUGGAUCUUACGAUAAGACCGUGAAGAUCUGGAAUGUGAAUACUGGUGAACUGCUUAGGACUCUGGAGGGCCACAAUGGUGGAAUUAAAGCCCUCGUUUUUGACGAUCAGAAGCUGAUCACUGGUGGUCUAGAUUCAACGAUCAAGGUUUGGAAUCACCACACUGGUCAGUGUAUUUCGACAUACAGAGGCCAUGCCGAAAGUGUUCUCUCUGUCGACUUCCACAAUAAAACCAUUGUCUCUGGAAGUGCAGACCAUACUGUGAAAGUGUGGCAUGUGGAGACCAGAACCUGUUACUCUCUGCGUGGUCACACCGAAUGGGUUACCUGUGUCAAGAUUCACCCAAAGAGCAACACCAUAUUUAGCGCAUCAGACGAUUCCACGGUGAGAAUGUGGGAUAUGAGCACCAACCAAUGCAUACGUAUCUUUGGUGGGUUUAAGGACAACGGUCACAUCGGCCAAGUCCAAUGCGUGAUUCCUUUGACUAUCAAGGAUGCUCUUGUGGAAGACGAAAAAGAAGGUUUUGAGGAGGAUACGGCUAGUAUCAGCGAAGACGCCGAAACAGGCACCAACGAUGAGAAUUCUGAGGAGGAUCUCAACAACAAAAUUCUAGAUGAUCCUAACUACCCAACUCAUCUUUUGACUUCUUCUCUUGACAACACGAUCAAGGUAUGGGAUGUGAAAACAGGAAAGUGUAUAAGAACUCAGUUUGGUCACAUCGAAGGUGUUUGGUCUAUUGCUGCUGAUACCUUCAGAAUAGUGUCUGGAGCCCACGACAGACUUAUCAAAGUCUGGGACUUGCAGAGUGGAAAGUGCAUGCACACAUUUGGAGGAAACAGUGCCCCGAUAUCAUGUGUCGCUUUAGGGGACUCCAGGUUUGUGAGUGGUCUUGAGAAUGGUCGUGUCAAGAUGUACUGUUUUGACGAUGUGUGA
Molecule: messenger RNA, 1977 nt
Organism: Kuraishia capsulata CBS 1993
Lineage: Eukaryota; Fungi; Ascomycota; Pichiomycetes; Pichiales; Pichiaceae
Exons: 1
Coding region: 1-1977 (658 amino acids)
Molecular function (GO): protein binding
Source: RefSeq, a predicted model, not a curated record